AUGGAGUCGGCUCCUCUUCUCCUCCUGCUCCUGGGCUUGCUGCGGGGCGGCAGCGGGCAGCCCAAGAACCAGCUGGUGGUGACGCCGCGGCAGCCGGUGGUGCAGCUCGGGGGCUCGGUGCAGCCGAACUGCUCCCUGGCCUGUGCGGGGGGCACGGUGGGGGACACCAACCUGGGGAGCGUCACCUCCUUCUCCACCCACAGCAUCCUGCACAUCAGCAGCGCUGUGGUUGCCACGGAGGGCACCAAGAUCUGCCAGGGGACCUGCCAUGGGCAGGUCUACCAGUGCACCGUCGAGCUGAAGGUUUAUGCCCUCCCGGACAGGCUGCAGCUGGAAGCAGAGCCCGGUGCCGCGGGGCUGGGGCUGCGCUGCUCAGCCCGGGGCGUGUACCCGGUGGAGGGGCUGCGACUCACCUGGUACCAGGGACACCGAGCGCUGCAGUCAGGCUUCGACGAGAAAGAGACCGAGGAGCAGCUCUUUGACAUCGUGUCCGUGCUGCCGGUGGCCAGGGAAGAGGUGGGGGACGGAGUAGAGUUCAGAUGCGAGGUGACACUGACCAUCAGGCAGGAAACCUUCACCCGGGUGGCAUCUGUGACCAUGAGCACUGAGGCUUCACUGGCGUGA
Chaetura pelagica (chimney swift) is the source of this 624-nucleotide messenger RNA. It is a transcript of the gene MADCAM1, whose product is annotated as mucosal vascular addressin cell adhesion molecule 1. The record is from RefSeq and is a predicted model, not a curated record. NCBI's taxonomy places the organism in Eukaryota, Metazoa, Chordata, Aves, Apodiformes, Apodidae. Gene Ontology annotation, biological process: integrin-mediated signaling pathway; heterotypic cell-cell adhesion; positive regulation of lymphocyte migration. Gene Ontology annotation, molecular function: integrin binding involved in cell-matrix adhesion. Gene Ontology annotation, cellular component: membrane.